AUCCCACGUGACAGCCGGUGAGAAGAAGCUGUCAUGGCGUCUCCCAGUGGAAAAGGAACCCGGACCUGGCAUGAGCUAGCUGUCAGCGGGGGCAACGGGAGCCCCCGGCGGGGCACCGAGCUAGUGGAUUCGGUAGAUGACGCCGAGGGGCUGUAUGUGGCCGUGGAGCGGUGCCCGCUGUGUAACACAACCCGCCGCAGGCUGACCUGCGCCAAGUGCGUCCAGAGCGGGGACUUUGUCUUCUUUGACGGGCGGGACACUGAAAGGUUUGCAGACAAGAAGGAAAGAUUAAUCCACCUGAGGGAGACACAGAUGGACUUCCAGAAACAAGUUGCAAAAGCUAUAGAAGGAAAGUUGAUUGCUGAUGAGCUGAAAUGGAAGAUAAUGUCUUGUAAAAUGAGGAUUGAGCAACUGAAGCAAAGCAUAUGGAAUGGAAAGGAGGAGAUUACAAAGAAUUCAGAGCUGCUUCUUAAGUUCAAAGAAGAAAACCAAAAGCUUUAUCGGAGAGCUCAGUGGCAUCAGGAGAAAAAGGAGAAAAUUCAGAGACGGACCUGCAAACUCAGCGAUGUGGUGGAGAAAAGGAAAAGUGUGCUGACGAGUAGACACGGGGAGCUGGCCACUCUACGGAGAUCGCACAUUCUGGAGCUAACAUCAGUUAUCUUCCCCAUUGGAGAGGUCAAAAAUGUCACCAGAGAUCCUGCAGAUGGUGUAUCCGACAUGGAUAACGCAAUGACCUCUAGCACUGUGAGCAAACUGGCCGAGGCCAGGAGAACCACAUACCUGUCAGGACGAUGGGUCUGUGAUGACCACAACGGAGACACCAGCAUUAGUAUUGCUGGUCCGUGGAUCACUCUGCCCAAUAACGGUGACUACUCUGCUUAUUACAACUGGGUAGAAGAAAAGAAAACAACGCAAGGACCUGAUAUGGAGCACAAUAAUCCUGCUUAUACAAUAAGUGCUGCAUUAUGCUAUGCAACUCAGCUUGUCAACACGUUGUCGCAUAUAUUAAACGUGAACCUUCCAAGAAAACUUCAUACUAGCGAGUUUUGUGGCGAGAAUCCAAACAGGUGGAAGUUUAACCGCUCUGUGAAUAAACUGAACUCCAACAUCCUCUAUCUCUGUUUUUCUCAGCACGUGGAUUUGGAUCUCCUCCAUCCCCUGCAUACACUCAGGAAUCUGAUGUAUUUGGUUAGUGCGGACAGUACAAACCUGGGCAGGUCCGGUCCAUUCGAAGUCAGUGCAGAGCUGGAAGAUUCCAUGGAGUUUGUAGAUCCCAGUGGACCUGGUGAGACAGAUGAAAGCGGAGAUGAGCAUAUAAGCGACGAAGAGACUGAUUUAGGGACCGACUGGGAGAAUCUGCCAAGUCCUAAGUUUUGUGAUAUUCCUUCCCAACCUGUGGAACUGAUGGAGAGCGAGAGCACACUCUUGUCUCAGCCCAUUGCAAACAGUAGCGCCGGGGGCAUGAUCUCCUCCGCUGCAGCUUCUGUCACCUCCUGGUUUAAGGCAUACACUGGGCAUCGUUAAUACUUACUACUGAUAUACCAUUUUAUGCAUACUAAGCUAUAAAUGUUCUCUGAGUUAAAGAAUAAAUCUUUAUAUACAAAAUAGGCAUGGGAAGGUGGUUACUGCUGCCUUUUAAUGUAUUUCAGAAGCAUCACACAGUAAUUCCUCAAACUGUACGUGAGCAAUAUUGGUAUUUCACCACACCGUCUAGGGCGAGGAGAGCCGCCUUCUACAGAUAAUAGGACUGAAGCUGUAACCUGGACAUUGUAAUCUAAUUUGAGAGCCCUGCCAUCUUCCCAGGAUUAAAUAGCAAGUUGGCUACUAAGUUAAUUGUGGUUGUUAGAGCCCCCCAUACUACAGUGAUUUCUGCACGUGCACACUGGUAUUUGUUUUAAAGACGGGACCUGUUAAGAGGAGAUACUGUAGCGGUUUUAUGAAGACAGUGCAAUUGCUGUUCACCUUACCAUCUUACUUAAGCACUAGCAGCCAAGUCACAAAAGCAAGCUUCCUGAGCUUAAGUCUUUGCAUUAUCAGACAAGUGAAGGGUUAAUACGACUGAGCAGUCUUUACGGCACUUUUAAUACACUGCUGCUUGCGACUGCAUGCCAUUGAAGCUAGCGAGCUGCAGGUAACACCAUCCAUUAAACCUGCCUCAAAAAAAAACAGAUCCGUAAACUGUUAAUUUCGAGGCAAUGCCCACCUUAUUUUGUUUUAAAUCUAUUCAUUUCAAUAUUUGUCUGUUAAUAAACAGUUUGCAUUUUUAACGAA
This is a messenger RNA of Spea bombifrons (plains spadefoot toad), 2271 nucleotides long. RefSeq names its product autophagy related 14 (gene ATG14). The record is from RefSeq and is a predicted model, not a curated record. Bases 34 to 1524 code for a protein of 496 amino acids. The transcript is spliced from 10 exons. Lineage: Eukaryota; Metazoa; Chordata; Amphibia; Anura; Pelobatidae. Gene Ontology annotation, biological process: mitophagy; autophagosome assembly; cellular response to starvation. Gene Ontology annotation, cellular component: extrinsic component of phagophore assembly site membrane; extrinsic component of omegasome membrane; mitochondria-associated endoplasmic reticulum membrane contact site.